Cygnus atratus (black swan) is the source of this 1089-nucleotide messenger RNA. It is a transcript of the gene GPR88, whose product is annotated as G protein-coupled receptor 88. Gene Ontology annotation, cellular component: membrane. Lineage: Eukaryota; Metazoa; Chordata; Aves; Anseriformes; Anatidae. The record is from RefSeq and is a predicted model, not a curated record. The transcript has a single exon. Gene Ontology annotation, molecular function: G protein-coupled receptor activity. Bases 1 to 1089 code for a protein of 362 amino acids. Gene Ontology annotation, biological process: G protein-coupled receptor signaling pathway.
AUGCCCAACGCCUCUUCCUGGAGUGCUAGCUCGCCGCUGCUGCUGCUCUGGGAGGACUCUUCCGGGACCCGCAUCUUCCUGUCGCUGCUCUAUGCGGUCCUUGCUAUCUCAGGGACCUUAUCCAAUGUGAUGGUCAUCUACCUAGUUUUCUCCUUCAAGAAGCUGCAGACAACCAGUAACGCCUUCAUCGUCAACGGCUGCGCGGCCGACCUCAGCGUGUGUGCCCUGUGGAUGCCCCAGGAGGCAGUGCUGGGGCUGCUGCCCCCCAACUCCUCUUCCCUUCGCUCGGCCGAGUACCGCCUGCUCCGAGGGGGGCUCCUCGGCCUCGGCCUCACCGUCUCGCUGGCCUCUCACCUGCUGGUGGCCUUCAACAGGUACGUGCUCAUCACCAAGCUGCCCAGCGUUUACCAGGCCCUCUACCAGCGGAGGCACACGGGCUGCAUGAUCGGGCUCUCCUGGGCCCUCGCCCUGCUCCUGCUCCCGCUGCUGCCCGGGCUCUGGACGCCGGGCUCGGCCCAGCAGCCGCCCCCGCGGCAGCCAGACGGCGGCUCCCGCUACACCGCGCUGCUCCUCGCCCUGGCCGUGCUGGGCCAGACGGCGCUGCUGCUCCACUGCUACCUCGGCAUCGUGCGGCGGGUGCGGGGCAGCGCCAAGCGGGUCAGCGUCCUCAACUUCCACCUCCUGCACCAGCUGCCCUUCCCCGCCGCCCCGCCGCCGCCCCGCCGCGCCCAGCGCCGCCUCAGCAGCGUCUCGGUGCUGCUGCUCUGCUGCGUCUUCCUGCUGGGCACCCAGCCCCUCGUCUGGGUCAGCCUGCUGGCCUUCUUCCUGCGCCCGGCGCCGGCGGCGCUGCAAGCCGCCAGUUGGCUGCUGCUCUGCUCGCUCUCGGCCCUCAACCCGCUGCUCUACACGUGGCGCAGCGAGGAGUUCCGACGGGCGGCGCGCUCCGUCCUGCCGCGCGCCGAGGGCUCCGCCGCCGCCGCCCCGCGACACCACGCCGCCGCCACCGGCCCCGCCGCCGCCGCUCCGCCCUGCCCGCAGCUGCCGCGGCGCCGGGGCACGGUGUGCAGCACCGCCGCCGCGCCGCGCUGA